Dendrobium catenatum is the source of this 1690-nucleotide messenger RNA. RefSeq names its product zinc finger transcription factor YY1. Gene Ontology annotation, cellular component: PcG protein complex; transcription regulator complex. The transcript is spliced from 6 exons. The coding region runs from base 270 to 1349 and encodes 359 amino acids. The record is from RefSeq and is a predicted model, not a curated record. Lineage: Eukaryota; Viridiplantae; Streptophyta; Magnoliopsida; Asparagales; Orchidaceae. Gene Ontology annotation, biological process: regulation of transcription by RNA polymerase II. Gene Ontology annotation, molecular function: DNA-binding transcription factor activity, RNA polymerase II-specific; RNA polymerase II cis-regulatory region sequence-specific DNA binding.
GAAAGCAAUGGACAUAGCAAGAAGCCAAGGCCAUGGGAUUGGGCAAUGGCGAGUGGAAGGAAAGAUCGAUUCAUGGCGAUUUUUCCUUCUCUUAAUGGAUCCGGAUCUCGUGGGCUCUUACUUGUGCUCGACGGUUUCCUCUUUUUUCUCACCCUCGUUCCGCAUGACAACCCCAUCGCCUUCCGGCGCACCUUUUUCGAAACCCUAGCCACAAUUCCACACGUUCGAAGGCGGAAAGAGAAGGGAGAGAGGUUGUCACCGUGGCAGCGAUGGAGUCUUACGAGGAUCGAUCCAGGUUGGAUCCUAAGACGAGGAGUCCCACCGUUCGGUGGGUCAAGGAGUGGGUUCCGCAGGAUGUGGUUGCUACCGGCGGGAAGUGCUACUUACUCAAAUGGGUUACAGAGGACAAGUGGAACGCUUUAAGGGAGAAGACCAAGGAGCUUGAGCUACAAGAGCGAAAGCCUAAGCCAGCUACUGAGAUGUUUUUCCUCUGCACAUAUGAUGGCUGUGGAAAAACUUUCACCGAUGCUGGGGCUUUAAGGAAACAUACUCAUAUCCAUGGGGAGAGACAAUAUGUUUGCCCUGUUGAAGGGUGUGGAAAGAAAUUCUUGGACAGCUCCAAGUUGAAGAGGCAUAACCUUAUCCAUACUGGAGAGAAGAGUCAUUAUUGUCCAUAUGAAGGUUGUGGUAAGGCCUUUUCUUUGGACUUCAACUUGAGGGCACAUAUGAAAACACAUUCAGUAGAAAACUAUCAUGUUUGUCCUUACCCUGAAUGUGGCAAAAGAUACACUCAUGAAUGCAAACUGAACACUCAUAUAAAGACGCAGCAUGAGAAGGAUGCAAUGGUGGACAUGAGGCCCCAAGAAAAGCCCAGCAAUGCUGCAAAGGCUCCUGUCUUGAAUUCUGCCUCAUCAGACCGUCCUUAUGUCUGCCCAUUUGCUGGCUGUGAAAAAGCUUAUAUUCAUGAAUAUAAGCUGAAUCUCCAUUUGAGAAAGGAACACCCUGGUCAUAAUCCCGAGGAAGGUUACAAGACUGCUCCGAUGACCGCCGGUGAGCAUUGGUAUGGUGAACUAAACGACCAAGAUGCUUUGCUUAACAAUAAGUACUCCAAGAGGGGCAAGGCUAGUCUGUCCAGGAAACUUCCACCAGCUAAAGUUGCAAAACAAAGAGUAUCAAGUCCAAAUCCAGUUGUUUCUAAUGAUGCACAGAAACGGAGGCAAAACAAAGAGCUAGAUGAGGACAGUGAGGAAACAGAAGAAGAUCAAGAAGAAGAAGACGAAGAAGAAGAGAAUGGCUGGAGAUACCUUGAAGCAAACAGGGAUGAUGAAGAGACUGAGGAUGAAGAUUGAAGAAUUUGCCAUAGAUUGAUUGGUUGAUACCAGUGAUGGAGAAGAGAUUAUAGCAGGAAGUUCUAUAGAUAUUUUUAUUCAUUCUUAAUAGAUCUCAUGUUUCUUGUGUGUAAUGAUUUAACUGUCAUAGCCUUUUUUUUUUUUUAAUUAGAGAGCCUUUCUGCAACUAUUGUGCUAUCUUUUAAGGGAUUUAAGUAACCCUUUUUUUGAAGGAUAGCUUCUGAACCGUAGGAUGAAGGGCAGAAGCAAAUGUUUAGUAAUGCCACUAAGUUGUGAUAAUCUGAAUUAUGUAUUACUAGAACUUUAUAACAUGUUUCAACAGGCUUCCAUUCUUAGAAUUA